Spea bombifrons (plains spadefoot toad) is the source of this 3453-nucleotide messenger RNA. RefSeq names its product adaptor protein, phosphotyrosine interacting with PH domain and leucine zipper 1 (gene APPL1). Gene Ontology annotation, molecular function: protein binding. Gene Ontology annotation, cellular component: cytoplasm; endosome membrane. Gene Ontology annotation, biological process: signaling. The coding region runs from base 126 to 2246 and encodes 706 amino acids. The record is from RefSeq and is a predicted model, not a curated record. The transcript is spliced from 22 exons. Lineage: Eukaryota; Metazoa; Chordata; Amphibia; Anura; Pelobatidae.
UCCGCUGUCAGUCUCUCCGGCCCGCACAUCAGCUGCUCGGGAUCUCCAGCUCCGAGACACCCCGAGCCUGGCCGAGGGACCCCGCGAACCCCAACUCUGCCCCUGUUACCCCGAGGAGCCCCAACAUGCUCGGCAUCGACAAAUUGCCCAUCGAGGAGACCCUGGAGGACAGUCCCCAGACUCGCUCGCUCCUGGGAGUGUUUGAAGAGGAUGCGGCGGCCAUCACCAGUUACACCGGUCAGCUGUAUCGCGCCAUGCAGCGGAUCUACGACGCCCAGAACGAGUUGAGCGCGGCCACCCACCUGACUUCCAAACUCCUGAAAGAAUACGAGAAACAGAGAUUCCCUCUCGGGGGCGAUGAUGAGGUCAUGACUUCAACGCUCCAGCAGUUUUCCAAAGUCAUCGAUGAACUAAGCUCCUGCCACGCCGUACUCUCCACCCAGCUGGCGGACGCCAUGAUGUUUCCGAUCAGCCAGUUUAAAGAACGGGAUUUAAAAGAAAUCCUGACUUUUAAAGAAAUUUUCCAAAUGGCCAGUAACGACCACGAUCAAGCGAUUAACCGGUACAGCCGGCUGUCCAAAAAGAGAGAGAAUGAAAAGACCAAAUUCGAAGCCACGGAGGACGUGUACACGGCCAGGAAGAAGCAGCACCAGACCAUGAUGCAUUACUUCUGUGCUUUAAACGUCAUCCAGUACAAGAAACGCACCGCCAUCUUGGAGCCGCUGUUGGGGUACAUGCAGGCGCAGAUAAACUUUUUCAAAAUGGGCUCAGAAAACCUCAACGAUCAGCUGGAGGAAUUUCUGACGAACAUCGGUACGAGCGUGCAGAACGUCCGCAGAGAAAUGGACAACGACUUGGAAAACAUGCAGCAGACGAUACAGGACAUGGAGGUGGCCAGCGAACCGUUAUAUUUACCGGAUCCCGACCCAAAAAAGCUUCCCAUCAAUCGCAACUUAACCCGUAAAGCCGGCUACCUCAACAUUCGCAAUAAAACCGGGUUGGUGUCUUCGAGCUGGGAGAGAAAUUACUUCUUCACUCAGGGAGGGAAUCUGAUGAGCCAGGCCAGGGGGGACGUGGCCGGAGGUCUCGUCAUGGACAUCGAUAACUGCUCGGUGAUGGCCGUGGACUCCGAGGACAGGAGAUACUGCUUCCAGAUUACGGCUUUCGAUGGUAAAAAGUCUGUAAUCUUACAAGCGGAAAGCAGGAAGGACAGCGAGGAGUGGAUUACUACAAUAAAUAACAUCUCUAAACGCAUAUAUUUAACCGACAAUCCUGAGGAGACUGCGGCGCGAGUGAACCAGUCGGCCCUGGAGGCCGUCACUCCUUCUCCUUCCUUCCAGCAGCGGCAUGAGAGCCUAAAGCCCUCGGGAUCGUCUCGCCCUCGCACCGCGCGUACAAACAGCACCAGCUCGGUGGGAUCGGACUCCUCGGCACUCACUGCGCUCUCCCUGGACGCCAUCGUAGCGCCGGAUACCCCAAUUCAGUUUGAUAUCAUUUCUCCCGUCAGCGAAGACCAAUCCGGGCAACCAAAAUCCCAGUCUGGCAGACGAACAAAUCCUUUUGGUGAAUCUGGAGAGAAAUCGGAAUCGUCUGAAGACUCCAUUCUCCACCAGCUGUUCAUCGUCCGGUUUCUGGGGUCUAUGGAGGUUAAAGCCGAUGACAGCACGGAGGUUGUAUAUGAAACCAUGCGGCAGAUCCUGGCGGCCCGCGCCAUACAUAACAUCUUCCGGAUGACCGAAUCCCACCUCCUCGUGACCUGCGAUUGUUUAAAGUUGAUCGAUCCACAAACACAAGUCACGCGGCUGAGGUUUCCGUUACCCAGCGUCGUGUUGUACGCCACCCACCAGGAAAAUAAGCGUCUGUUUGGGUUUGUGCUCCGCUCGCCCGGCGGGGGAUCCGAGGGUCGCCAGUAUUCUGUUUGUUAUAUUUUCGAGUCAAACAACGAGGGUGAAAAGAUUUGUGAUUCCGUCGGAUUGGCGAAGCAGAUAGCGCUGCACGCGGAGCUGGAUCGCAGAGCGUCUGAAAAACAAAAGGAAAUGGAGAAAGUUAAAGAAAAACAGCAAAAAGAAAUCAACAAACAGAAGCAGAUAGAAAAGGAUCUGGAAGAGCAGAGCCGUCUGAUUGCGGCGUCGAGCAGACCAAACCAGGCGGGUGCGGACGGGCAGUUUGUGGUUCUCAGCAGCAGCCAAUCGGAGGACAGCGAUGUUGGCGAAGACGUGAAGAAAAAACGAGAAUCUGAAGCGUGAGACGGCGAGAGUCCUGGGCUGAAGUCAGUAGCACAAGACGCGUGCCAGGCAAACGGAAUCAAACGCUCCUUUUCUGUUAUUAAUAUUACGAAAGCCUUUUUUUUAACAAAACGAUGCCCCGUGCGUUGUUUUGCCUUUAAAAAAAACAUAAUUGCCAUGGUUUCUGUAAAGGGAUAUUGCGAGUCGUGCGUGACAUUGCAUUUUAUCGCGUGGAAAUGAGAGAAGCGCUGCAGUUAUAUUGCGCGGGAAGAUUGUCGGGACUCGUGAGAGAAGCUGCCCCGGUCCCAUCCAGAUUACCCCGACUCCUCCUGUGUCUUUUGUUCAGUGAUUUCUUUAGAUUUGAUAAUUAAUUAAUUGGUAGAUUAAUGGACGAUAUAAUGAAAGCGUUGAUUGCAACGAGGUGUUAAAAAGGUUUGUUAUCCCAGAAUGAGCGCGGGAUGCACUUCGGGUGGAGGGUUGUUAACGAUCAUGAAAUUUCCUGACGCCCAGCAGAGAAUGCGGCAACAUCGUAACUAAAAUAUGAUAUUUACUGCCGAUCUUCCCCUGGCGCAUGCUCGGUGGGAUGUCGGGGACGGGGCAGUUAUGGAGGGUAACUACGGCAGAUACUUUGAAUGAGAAGGGUUUUUGGUUUGAUCGUCACUCAGCUUCUCUCAGAGAACUAGGGCUCUAAACACUAAACGCAGAGAGAAUUAUACACAAUUAUAUUAAACGAAAUAUCCAACUUCAUUUCUAAGUAACUAUUUUUAAUGAAUCUCUUGCUAAUUCCGCCAUGGCCUUCGCGUGCAUCAAGCAACUCAAGCAGUCCGGUUAUUGAGGCCGAGGAGCUCUCCGUCCGUGGCUCCCGAUCAAAACUACCAUCAAGGAAAAAAAGUUGACGUCUGUGAAUGUACCGCUUUGCACUAAUUACUGUAAAUAGGGGAAUUCACUAAUCCGAGGAGAAGACAAAGUUUUGUGAAGCCGAAAGUUACUUUGUUUGGAAAUUGUGCAUUUGUGGUGGAUUAGGGGAGUGCGUUUGGUUGAGGCUGAUGUUGGGGUGGCCUUUGCUCGGUUGUUAGCGGGUUGUAGACGUGGAUGAUAGGGAUUGCGCUCCUUCUGUCUUUUAUAUGUAUUUUCCAAUCACACCACCCCGUGGUGCUUGUGGCCAUUAAGGAAUUUGUACUUGGAAAUUGUUUGCGGGGUCAAAAAUAAACCUUGACCUGCAUCUUAA